AAUUUAGCUUGUGUUUAUUUGAUAAACCAAACCUUGAGUCUUCCAUCUGUAUUUGCAGGUACACAUGAAGCAAGUGAUGUCUGCAGUGUGGCAGCAGGGUCUGGAUGUAAGCUACCUGAAAGAGCAGGCCAUGGGAGAGCCGCUGAUGAGGGAGGUGAUCAGUGAGUACUGCCAGCAGGUGCUGGGCGGCGGCCCCCUGCAGGGUGAGGCUCUGCUCGCAGCCUUCAAACCCAGAGGUUACUCAGAAUGUAUUGUCAUAGCCGGAGGAGAGGAUCGCAAAACCAGGAAGCCGACCUCUGAGACGCGCUGCAUGUGUCCGCUCUACGACUCCAGCAGGCAGGCCUGGAUUACGCUGCAGCCCAUGAGCGCCCCCCGCCUGGGCCACGGGGUCGUCACUGCCGAGGGUUUUCUGUUUGCGAUCGGCGGAGCAGAUGAACACAACACAGUCCUAAACAGUGGAGAAAAAUAUGACCCUGACACCAACACCUGGAGCCCUAUAACCCCAAUGCUACAGCCGCGUCAGAACUUUGGCGUGGUGGAGCUGGACGGUCUUAUCUACGUCCUCGGAGGAGAGACCACAGAAAGAGAGCUGACCACUGUGGAGGUGUUCGACCCUCACUGCAGUGCCUGGAAAAUGCAGACCAGUAUGACCAUGAUCCGCAAGAUCUGACCACAACCUGGUUCACCUCCAGCCUGUGUACCAACCUCUGGUCCACAGACUGCUGGUGUCCUCACACACUGUGAAGAAGUGGUCUGAGGAGGCCCUGAAGGACUGUUUUGACACUACUGCAUGCAUCAACAUCGUGGAACAGAGAGGAUUAUAUAGAGGGAGCUGAGGUGGAAGAUCAGAGAGGGGAAGAACAGCUACAGGAAGAGGAUGGAGGAACAGCUGGAGAGGCCUGAAGACCAUCUCUGGCUACAAAGAGCCAGACUCCCAGGUCCGGGGGGACCAGCAGUGGGCAAACGACCUGAACAUUUAACAGAUUUGACCAGUCUGGUGCCCCUCCCCCUCCCUAUUCCCCCUACUGCAGUGCUUCUCAAACUUCUUUCAGUAAUGUACCCCCUUUGAAAA
Notothenia coriiceps (black rockcod) is the source of this 1072-nucleotide messenger RNA. Its product is annotated as gigaxonin-like. NCBI's taxonomy places the organism in Eukaryota, Metazoa, Chordata, Actinopteri, Perciformes, Nototheniidae. The transcript is spliced from 6 exons. Gene Ontology annotation, molecular function: protein binding. The record is from RefSeq and is a predicted model, not a curated record. Bases 65 to 670 code for a protein of 201 amino acids.